Molecule: messenger RNA, 1269 nt
Organism: Colias croceus (clouded yellow)
Lineage: Eukaryota; Metazoa; Arthropoda; Insecta; Lepidoptera; Pieridae
Product: lipase 1-like
Exons: 5
Coding region: 1-1269 (422 amino acids)
Biological process (GO): lipid metabolic process
Molecular function (GO): hydrolase activity, acting on ester bonds
Source: RefSeq, a predicted model, not a curated record
AUGUUUCGCGCAUUGGUGGUGUUUGCUUUGCUCGUCGCUGUCCACGCUGGGCGUUCGCCAAAUGCAGAUAUCCUUGAAGAACUUUUAGGUGAUCUAAAUGGCCGUUUUUCUGAUAACGUAGAAGAAGAUGCCAGGCUAGAUGUUCCCGACCUUGUUACAAAAUAUGGAUAUAACCUAGAGGAGCAUACAGUAGUUACUCCAGAUGGCUAUAUAUUGGGAAUGCACCGUAUACCACACGGUCGCGACAACAAUAACUUCCCAGGGGACAAACCUGUCAUUUUCUUAAUGCACGGUUUGCUGGGAUCCUCUGCUGACUAUGUACUCAUGGGCCCAGGUUCCGGAUUAGCUUAUAUACUUGCCGAGGAAGGUUUCGAUGUUUGGAUGGGAAAUGCCCGCGGAAACUAUUAUUCACGCAAGCAUUUAAGAUUGCGCCCGGAUGCACUUCUAAACACAGACUUUUGGGAUUUCUCUUGGGAUGAAAUAGGAAACAUUGACUUACCUUCUAUGAUUGAUCAUGUUCUUGCCUAUACCGGCAGAUCUAAGUUGCAUUAUAUUGGAUUCUCACAAGGAACUACUUCGUUCUUUGUCAUGACAUCACUAAGACCCGAAUAUAAUGAAAAGAUAAUAUCUAUGCAUGCUUUAGCUCCAGUGGCUUAUAUGGCACAUAACAAAAAUCUUCUGUUUAAUGCUUUAGCUCCUUUUUCCAAAAGUUUGACGAGUCUAGUCGCCCUGAUUGGUAUCGGUGAAUUUUUACCAAAUAGACUGAUAUAUACUUGGGCUGGACAAGCGUUGUGUAGAGAUGAAGCAGUAUUACAACCAGUUUGUAGUAGUAUACUUUUCUUGAUCGCUGGGUGGAAUGAAAACCAGCAUAAUGCUACAAUGUUACCUGUUAUCUUUGGUCACACACCAGCUGGCGCAUCAGUGAGGCAGCUUGCUCACUAUGGUCAAGGCAUAGCAGACAAACAUUUCCGUCGGUAUGAUUUUGGGCGCACCCAGAAUAGGCGAAGAUAUGGAAGCCGUACCCCUCCGUCAUACGACUUAGGAAAAAUCACUACACCUGUGUUCUUACACUAUUCAGACAACGAUCCACUAGCUCAUGUGAAUGACGUUUUUAGAUUGUUCAAUGAGCUUGCAAACCCGGUUGGCUUAUUCAGAGUUCAACAAGCUACAUUUAGUCAUCUGGACUUCUUGUACGGCAUUGAUGUUAAGAAGCUAGUUUAUGAUCGAGUUAUCAAUUUAAUACGUACAAUGGAUGAUCUUGGUGUAUAG